AUGGCCGGAGGCUAUACUGCCAUGAGGAAGUUUCUUUCAACAACAGAUCCAAGUGCAUGUACCUUAUAUAAGAUGGAAGUACUGAGAGAUGCUGACUCAAGGACUAAACCUCUAUUUAGAGUUACAUCACACAAUGGAGAGGAGUUUAAGGGGUCCACUCCAUCUGCUUGCUGGAAUAAAAUAUGCAAAAGAACGAGGAAGGUGCAAAUAAGCCGUCCUGAUUGUGAAGCUGAAGUUGAACCUGAACGGGGUUUUGAAUCUGGAUCUGAUAUGUACGGUUUUUCGCACCCGGAAGUUUCAAAACUCAUAAUGGAAUUAUCCGAUGGCAGAUUUUUCUCCAAAUCCUCCCAGACUUCUUCUAAACGAAGCAGAAGCCUGUCCUCUACUGACAGUCCUAUUCAUGUAGAAUGGAAGGACCUUGAUAAGUGCAAUGUUUGCCAUAUGGAUGAGGAGUACGAGAAUAAUUUGUUCUUGCAGUGUGAUAAAUGCAGAAUGAUGGUUCAUGCAAAAUGCUAUGGGGAAUCGGAGCCUAAUAGUGGUGUUCUUUGGUUAUGCAACUUAUGUCGUCUAGGGGCUACUGACAACCUUCAAUGCUGCUUGUGCCCGCUUGCAGGAGGAGCUAUGAAACCUACUACUGAUGGCCGUUGGGCUCAUCUCGCUUGCGCUAUAUGGAUACCAGAAACUUGCUUAUCUGAUGUUAACAAAAUGGAGCCUAUCGAUGGAAUAAGUAGAAUAAAUAAGAACCGCUGGAAGCUGUUAUGCAGCAUUUGUCGCGUUGCUCGUGGAGCAUGUAUUCAGUGCUCAAAUAAUAAUUGUCAUGUAGCUUAUCAUCCUCUUUGUGCACGUGCUGCUGGCUUUUGCCUUGAGCCUGCGUAUGAGGAUAGACUUCAUAUGAUUCAUUUUGAUGAGGAUGAGGAGGAUCAGUGCAUUCGGCUACUAUCCUACUGUAGGAGACAUAGGCCCGUAUCCAAAAAACGUUUGUUUUCUAAUGAGCGGUUUGGUCUAAAUGCUUGUGAACAUGCAGACUACACUCCUCCAUUAAAUCCUACAGGCUGUGCUCGCACUGAGCCCUAUAAUUGUUUCGGAAGGCGAGGGAGUAGGGAACCUGAAGUCCUCGCUACAGCUUCAUCAAAGCGCCUGUAUGUGGAGAACAAACCAUACUUGGUUGGUGGCUACAGCCCCCAUAUGUCGUUGGGGAACAAAAUAUCAACCAUUUCUCUUUCUGGUUCUAAAUAUUCUAUUGACCUUCAGAAGCUAAAAACUUCUCAACUCGAUCCGUUUAGUAAUGUUCUUUCAAUGGCUGAGAAGUACAAAUACAUGAGGGAAACCUUUAAAAAGAGGCUGGCAUUUGGUAAGUCUGGUAUACAUGGUUUUGGCGUCUUUGCUAAAUGUCCACAUAGAGCGGGAGACUUGGUGAUUGAAUAUACCGGUGAACUUAUUCGACCUCUAGUAGCUGACAAGAGAGAACACUUGACAUACAAUUCAUUAGUGGGUGCUGGAACUUAUAUGUUCCGAAUUGAUGAAGAACGUAUUAUUGAUGCCACAAGGGCGGGAAGCAUAGCAAAUUUGAUCAACCACUCGUGUGAACCAAAUUGCUACUCGAGGGUCAUAACUCUCAACGGUGAUGAGCACAUUAUCAUUUUUGCCAAAAGAGAAAUUAAGCAGUGGGAAGAACUAACAUAUGAUUACAGGUUUUUCUCAAUUGAUGAACGUCUUGCUUGUUACUGUGGCACCCCCAGAUGUAGAGGUGUAGUGAAUGACACCGAAGCUGAGGAACGAGCAGCGAAGAUAUAUGCACCCAUCAGUGAAUUGAAAGACUGGUAA
Molecule: messenger RNA, 1824 nt
Organism: Fraxinus pennsylvanica
Lineage: Eukaryota; Viridiplantae; Streptophyta; Magnoliopsida; Lamiales; Oleaceae
Source: the annotation of a GenBank genome assembly